Molecule: messenger RNA, 3443 nt
Organism: Pocillopora damicornis (cauliflower coral)
Lineage: Eukaryota; Metazoa; Cnidaria; Anthozoa; Scleractinia; Pocilloporidae
Product: galanin receptor type 1
Biological process (GO): G protein-coupled receptor signaling pathway
Cellular component (GO): membrane
Molecular function (GO): G protein-coupled receptor activity
Source: RefSeq, a predicted model, not a curated record
GAAAACUUUCGAUUUUCUUAUCCGUUGCUCUUUUUCCGUUUUUUCGAUAAAAGUAGGGCUAGCCUUCAGGCCUUUAAAGACUUAUAGUAUGCGUCCUUAAAAGGAAAAAGGUAAUCACAAUGCUGAGCUCCAGCGAAUGGAGCAAGUUACCAAAUCUAAUAGGAAAGGUAAUCAUUCGGGACAUUCAGAAUUACCAUAUAUAGCUUGGAUUUUAUCCAUAAGAAACCGUAAAUUUAACCAGCUGUUCCUCAAUGUAAGAUGAAAUGCAACCUUUUUUCUGUGGUAUAUAUCCCAUGCGUGUCAUAAAAUGUUAAUUAAUGAAGCAGACUUUAUGGAAUCGCCAAAAUCCAACUUAUAAGCGGCAACUAACAGCGGACAGAUCUCUGCGCCCCGCAAACUUCUUCGUUUAUUGUUUCCAAAACACUUCUACUAAUUUAAACGCUGUGAUCAACAUUAAAAUUCAAAGGAGUGUGUGUUAGCGAAAAUUCAUGCGGGGACAAUUUUUUUGUCGCAGGGACAACGACUGUAACGUAAAUUUAAAUGCUCCUACCGUGAGCCUGGCUGAACCAAAUAACUUCAACACGUUCGUCGCAGCUACUUGUCGAGUUCAAGCUGUGCUUUGAGAGAUUUAAAAUUUCACUAAAAAAGCAAGCUGAUCGGUUAAGUAAACAUGUCAAAGUUCAUAUUGAAAUUUCCUAAAUUGCUGCCUCGAGGAGGAAUUCGAAACUUUUCAACAAUAGUUACUUUUUCAAAAUAGCAGCUGUUUCUUCGCCAAAAGAACUUGAAUUUCCAUGCAUUCAGUCGCUCUGUUAUCACUUGUAAAGAAAACAAUGCUUUCAAUCAACGACAGCCAAAGAAACCAUUUUGCGUAUUCGUGUCGACAAUGACGUCUGAAAGUAUGGCUUAGGGGGCCUAAAGCAAGGUGUUUUAAGAUGAUUCAAAUGACAUGUUCAAAGUUGUUAAGAAGGAGUUAAACUCGAAAAAAUGAUCUCAAGAUAAGUGCUUUACUUUUCAAUCGAGAUCUUAGUUUCUGAACCAAUACCAUGUACCCACUGCAAAAGAUUAAAAAAUUCCAUGGAGGUUCCCGCUGCGCAAUAUUUGUGAUAUCUACCGACAGUCAGAUUGUAGGGUUGUUACAGCAAGAUUCAGGUGGCAGGAUUCAGAGUUUAUCACCGUAACUUCCUCUCCCUUCGUCUUUAAAGCUCAACUGUGACCAGGUGAAACUUUAGGUUGCAUCGCAUCCGGGAACUGGACCUUAAACGAAGACGCUGCUCAGCAUUUGGCCCACAGCGCAGUGUGGCUGGAUAGACCGCGAUUAGCUAUCAACUAGCAUUACACGCUACAUUUAGUUUGAGGCCGAAAAACAACUUUUUCACGGAAAGGAAUGGUUUGAAAGAAUGACGAACAACACCACGACACACGUUACUUCAGCUCGUAUGACUUACUUUGGCGCGGAACCAAUACUGCAGUUGACUGCCACUAGUUUCAUCGCACUGGUUGGCGUUAUGGGAAAUAUUCUCACCUGUGUCACACUAAUGAGCAAACACGAACCCUUCAAAUCACCCAUAAAGCAGUAUCUGAUAAGCUUAGCCGUGGCUGAUAUAGGAAUUCUCACUAUUGCCUACCCCAUGAUAAUUAUCAGAAGUGAGAUUAGCUGGCCGUUUGGUGAGUACGUGUGCCGAUUAAUUUUUCCUUUGACAGACGUAUUUUUCGGCGCGUCAGUAUGGGCAGUUACAGCUGUUUCCAUGGAAAGAUGGCGAAAAAUAUUGACGACUAGACUUAAAUCAACAAUAGAAUCAUCGGGAUAUGCAAUGCGAGUAGUUGCAGCCAUUUGGAUUGCGUCCUUUCUGGUAACUUCUACACCAUUUUACAUUAUGGUUGAAUAUAUUGACACUGGAAAUGACAAAUUUUGCUUCUACCAUUGGGAUAAAUAUGAAAAGUUCCACGAAGUGCACUCUGUCGUGUUAUUUUUGUUCUGGUUUGGAGUUCCAAUGGGCAUAAUUUUAUGCAACUACAUAUCAAUAACGAGGACACUCAAAGAAAGCACAAAAUUUAUCGUACAUUUUUACAAAACAAUCAGUGCGGAACCUUCAAGCUCGUUCACAGCAACAUCAAGUCAAAUCUUUUCAAAGCUCAGCAGCACAAGUAACGCACCAGUCUGUCGCAGAUUAAAAGAAAACAAGCAAGCCCAGCUCAUCCUCACCCCUGUUGUCAUCAUGUUCGCCAUUACGAUGCUUCCUUUUAACUUAAUGCUCCUAACGCUGGCCUUCUGGCCUCAUUUAGCUCUGAUGCCAUUUUUCCCCGACAUUGUUUAUCUGUGCAUUUUGUUAGUAGUGGUCAAUUCGUCUUGUAAUCCCAUUAUUUACGAGUUGGUGAGCAGGAAUUUCAGAAAUUCAUUGUGGGCCGUUCUUGAGGGCACUUGCAGGAAACUUUUUGAAUCCGAGAGAGAGGAUUUUGAAAGGGAACACGUGGUUUAGGAAUUAGGACUAAACGUUCAAUGCGGGCCCGGAACAGUUUUCGAGACAAGUGAACAUUGCUUUCUAUCGACGCCUUCAUGCCCCUCACUUAGGUGUUGUACGAAAACUCUGAGUAAUUUGAGACGAGCACGUGCGCGAAGGACUGUGGGAGGAGGAAAUUACGCUAAAUUUGCUCCCUUGCGCGCCCAUUGUUUUCCCUGGGCACAAGAAAAAAAUGGCUCGACUGAAAUGUCUCUUGAGUAAACCUGUUAGAGAAAUUUCCAUUUGAACGUCGCAGUAACUCGCGAUUGUCUGAUUUUUGUUGUUUUCGCUCUGUGCUUGGACUUUUAGAUGCCUGAUUAUGUUUAGAGAAGAUUAUUCAUACCAAGAGGAAGUAAUGGAAUUAUUUUAUUUUGUUUACUUAUAUUCGAUACACGCAUUUAUGUUAUGACAGUAAUCUAACAAAUGAACGUAAAGGCACCCGUGUAUUUACCACUUCAAAGUGAGACACUGGUUUUCAACACUGAAAAUUAUCCAGAUCAAAAAGAAAAGUGAUUAGCUUUUAAAAACAAGUAUAACAGUAAUUUUUCAAAUUGACAAAGAGUUUAAGUGCAUGUGGCGCGUCAAAAUGAGGAUCCUGGGACAGGAAAUUAGUUCUCAACACUGGAAAUUACUCAGAGGAUAAUAAGAAAGUACGGUGCACCUAUGAAUCACAUGCAGUAUGAAUCAUUAGAGAGCGCACAAACAAACAUCUUUUUCUCAGUUAUCUUUGGAACUACAGACGAAAAGCGCAGGCUUUCCCAGGAUUUCAAGCCUUGGGUUUGUAAAAUUUACAGGGAACUUAGCGCGCGGAACUGAGGAGCCGGGACUUAUAUCUGGAGAGCUCUCUCAGCAAAAUAUAAUAAUGCUUCGAAGCAAUGUAAUAACUAAAUCCACUUUAUUAUCCUUCAAGGAAAACGUAUUAAAAACAUACUAUGUAAACGAAAA